Myotis brandtii (Brandt's bat) is the source of this 2204-nucleotide messenger RNA. RefSeq names its product trem-like transcript 4 protein. NCBI's taxonomy places the organism in Eukaryota, Metazoa, Chordata, Mammalia, Chiroptera, Vespertilionidae. Gene Ontology annotation, molecular function: signaling receptor activity. Gene Ontology annotation, cellular component: cell surface. The transcript has 6 exons. The coding region runs from base 16 to 1197 and encodes 393 amino acids. The record is from RefSeq and is a predicted model, not a curated record.
AAAGAGGGAGGAGAAAUGGCUUCUUAUUUCACCACCAUUUCCUCUGGGGCUUUCACCCAUUUCCCCACACCCAGGGGAGGGAGCAGCAGGCAGGCUUGGCCCAGAGAGCCCCCAGCCAGGCCCAGAGGCAGCGGACAGGGGCGGGUCCUGCAUAGGCCCAGGCCUCCCUACUCCCUGCCCCCUCCCCACCUGCAGUCUUUGCCUUCCUCAGCUCUUCUUCCCAGACAGGCUGGGCGGCUGCUGACCCUGCUAGCUCUGGCGCCCUCUCCUCAGGGCGGCUGCUGCCACCAGCUCAGAAAGAGGGCCAUGGCCUGGGAGGCCCCGCACCUGCUGCCCCUUGUCCUGCUGGUGCUCCUGGCCUCAGGCUCCUGGGAACAGCAGCCAGAGCCGCUGCGGAAACUGGAAGGGGAGGAAGUCUUCCUAAGGUGCAAUUAUCCACCCCAGCAAGGUUGGAAGAAGAAAACCUGGUGCAGAGUAACACCAGCAGGAACUUGUGCCUUAUUAGUCACCCAUCCCAGGCGCAGCCGGGAGCCUGGAAACCCACGAUACAUCAUCAGGGAUUACCCCCUCCUGGGGUACUUCACCGUCACCAUGACUGCGCUGGCAGAGACGGACUCGGGCUUGUAUUCGUGUGGACUCUAUGAAUCUCCCCAGGUCAUUAAUCUCAGAACCGUCCGUCUGGCGGUCUCUCGGGCUCCAACCCCGCCCACCACCACGACCACCAGGACCACCACGACCACCAGGACCACCAGGACCACCGGGACCACAGCCGGGACCUUAGCCAUCAGCCCUGUCAUUGACAGCCCCCCAGGCCACGGGAAUGUCAUCCUCAGCGUGAUGGUGGUGCUCCUGCUGCUGGUGGUGCUGGCCCUCCUGGUGAUCCUGUACUUCUGGCAACGGCGACGAGCCAGGGCAGGUGAGGGCAAAGCCCAUCACAUCCAUGGCAUUUCCACCCAUGAGGAUGAGACUGUGCAUCGGACGGAUCCCCCCGCACGUCAGAGGGACUCUCAGCUUUCCUGGGGCUCCGACAAGCAGCUAGGCUCUGUCAAGGACACUGGGGACAUCCACUAUGCCUCAUUUACCCACCUGGACCCCUUCGGCCUGGAGGACCCCAUCUACAUCAACACCCGCCCCGGCCUGAGGCCCACACCUGACCCAUUUCUGGCUGUGGAAUAUGCCAGCAUCGCUAAAAACUGAGCCCUGCGCCCCAGCCGGCUGCCCAGGAGGAGCCCAGGAUCAGAAGGCAGACGUCACUUCGCAGUGAGCACCUGUGGGAGGCACAGGGCUGCUCUCCCAGGGACGGGUGACUUCUUGUGGCCGAGACGGUCCCAAACCAUCAAGGGCCAUCCCUUCCUGCGGAGGAGAUGAGGAAGGGGGGGCAAAGGAAGAAAAGCCUUAUCACCCAGAGGAGAGAAGCUUUGAGUCUGAGGGCUGCAGGGCAGAUGGGGACCAAGGGGUUUCUGGAUACCUGCCCACUCCCCUCUGACUGGAGAGGGCCUGGGACCCAGUGCUUCUGAGUAACCCAAUCUUCACCCCCCUCUCUGGUCUCACUUCCUUCCUGACCUGGCUGUGAAAUCCUAACGGUUAGGAAAGUUCCUCUGCUGGUGACUGUCCCCAUGAGAGCCCCUCCCUUAACUGUCCCCUCAGGGCCUCAAGGCCUGGCUGGAAAGUUCUAUCUGCCACCCCAGCUCCUCUCCUCCUUCUUGGCCUCCUGAUUCUAAUCCAUCCUCUGGCAGGGCCCACACAGCUUCAUCAGAACUGCCUGGGGCUCCUCUGCCUUCCCUCCGCCCACUGCGUCUCAGGCAGACAGAGCGGUGAGCGAGAUGCCUGCUUCCCCGAAGUCCACGCCCACAGGGCCCUCUGGAGACAGGCCCUGAAGCGGGGCCCUGAGCCCUGGAACCCCAGGCCCUGUGGGCAGAAAGGGUGUGUCCUGUCACAUUAGGGGGAGGAUGACUUGGAAUCGCAGAUUCAUCUCUUCUCAAGAGUGACAUUAAAGGUCAUCGAAUCCAACAGUCAAAGGGAACCCCAGACCCCUCUGUGAGAUUCCAGUGUCAGGCGGUCUCUGCUCCCAUCUCUCCCAGGACUGGGGGCUCGCUGCCUCCUGCUCAGGUGGCUGGUUUGGGACUUUUCCAUCAGUACCUUGCUCGCCUUCAGUCAUGAUGGGACCUCAGCCUUGCCCACAGGAUGGAACCUGAGGACCAGAA